This is a messenger RNA of Lactuca saligna, 558 nucleotides long. NCBI's taxonomy places the organism in Eukaryota, Viridiplantae, Streptophyta, Magnoliopsida, Asterales, Asteraceae. The record is from the annotation of a GenBank genome assembly.
AUGGCCAAAUACAAUUGUAAGAAGUUGGUAUUCUCUUCAUCAACAACUGUGUAUAGACAGCUGAAGAAAAUUCCAUGUGUUGAGGACUUUGAACUCAAGGGAAUGAACCCAUAUAGGCGCACAAAGCUGUUCCUUGAAGAGAUUGCUCGAGAUAUUCAUAAUGCAGAUUGGGAGUGGAAAAUAAUACUGCUGACUUCUCUUGCAGCUGCAAGAGUCUGGAGAGAUGGGCAGAAGAAGAGAGUAUACAUCUAUAGGUUUUUGAGCACUGGAACUAUUGAAGAAAAGAAUGAUUUGGUGCCAGAUGAGAUAGCUCCAAAGAAGGUGAUGAACAUUGUUAGACGCCUAGAAGAAGGCCUGUUCAAGACUACAACCACAAAAGAGGAAUACAUGAAUUUAGAUACAUUGGAAAACCGUUUACAUAUUCUAAUCAGACGCCUCCCGUUGUGCAACCAAAAUCAACAUUAUCAGCAACAAGGCAAUACCUCUGUUCCCAUGGGAACAAUGAUUCCAAAUCUGGGCAUGGCACAAAGUGGGAACUCAAAUAUAAUGGCCACAUGA